AUGUCCCUCCGGAGACGAGUCCGGUCCGCCGCCACCUCCCCCCUGCGCCGCUUGGAGACUGAGGAGACGGAAAGAAAAAGACAUUUAAAGCCGGGGCGGCCGAUGGAGCUCGCCCGGGCCAGACACCACAGCGACCCCGGGAGCGCAGCGGCCGCUCUCCCGUCGGAGCCCUGGGAGAAGCGGUCGCCGAGCGGCUUUAAAUGUAUUCCCCUCCCCUCAAAUCGCGACGCGGGCAGCGCUCUCAGCCGCCUUGGCGGCGCCCGCAGGGCUAGUCUCCCAGGGGCCGGGCAGCUUAGGGGUGGACCAGGGAGAGCGAGCGCAGAGCGCGGCUCGCUGGUACCUGGACGCGGGCGAAGGCGAAGAAGCGAGUCCCUCUCUGAACUGGGAGCCCUGCGGACAUUGUUCGUGCUCCAUAGAGCUCGGUCAAAUCUGCGUCCAAGCCGCAGACUUAAUUACCGCGUCGGAGACACGCUUCCUCCCAGCCCCACCUUCUGUUUUUACUGUUCUGCCAGAUCUGCCUUCAGAUUCCUCAGUCAUGAAGCCUCCCAGAGAGGGGUGAGAGCUCUUUUAGGUCUAACUACACCCUGUGAGGAGUGUCCCAAUAUGCCCGUGGCGUUUAACCAGUCUUCGUACACAGUUGCCACAUCAUUUCCUUUCAGCUGCUGCAGGCUACUUGUGAGUCAGAGUACUGAUAUCAUGAGCAGGAAUGACCUGGGUGGAGGAAUAGGGGCACUGGGGAUUUGGAUGCAUGACAGAAGCCCCAAUGCCAAGGGCUUCCAUCCAGCUGCACCUGCGCAUCCCCUGCCAGUCAUCCCCCACCAGCAGUACCCCGCCAGUCAUGAUAUCACAGAAAAUGUGCCCCAGAGCCGGUGGUGCAAGAGGCCUUCAAAGGAGAGUUCACCAGAACAAAACAGCAGUGACCAAGCCAGUCCAGAAUUUGCAUUUCUCCAGCCUGUCCUCAUUGAUGCCCACCCUGGGCAGGAACUGCAGCUGGGACUUGAGCAUUUGCUGUGCUCCCUACUUGGAGGUGACUACUUCCUGGGGCCCCCCACUUCCAGGAUAAAUCUUCAGACAAAAAAGUGCAAACAAAAGGGAAAAGGGGAGCAAAGGGAAAACAGGCCGAAGUGGCUAACCAAGAAACUAAAGAAGAUUCACCUGCAGAAAACGGGGAAAUGAAAACUGAGGAGAGUCCAGCCUCUGAUGAAGCAGGAGAGAAAGAAGCCAAGUCUGAUUAACCAUAUACCAUGUCUUACCAGUGGUCCCUGUGUCCCUUCUUGUACAAUCCAGAGGAAUAUUUUUAUCAACUAUUUUGUAAAUGCAAGUUUUUUAGUAGCUCUAGAAACAUUUUUAAGAAGGAGGGAAUCCCACCUCAUCCCAUUUUUUAAGUGUAAAUGCUUUUUUUUAAGAGGUGAAAUCAUUUGCUGGUUUAUUUUUUGGUACAACUAGAAAAUAGUGUGGGAUAUUGAAUUAUGGGAGGCUUUGACUGUCUCGGGUGUCAGCUUAACAUUCCAUAGAUGGGGGGUUAGUUUUUAUAUCCUAGAAUGUAUAUUAAAUGGCAAUAUGGAGUCAGUCCUGCAUUUAAUGUCUUAA
Mandrillus leucophaeus (drill) is the source of this 1590-nucleotide messenger RNA. RefSeq lists its product as uncharacterized. The record is from RefSeq and is a predicted model, not a curated record. Lineage: Eukaryota; Metazoa; Chordata; Mammalia; Primates; Cercopithecidae.